Messenger RNA from Thalassophryne amazonica, 610 nucleotides. Its product is annotated as zgc:103586. NCBI's taxonomy places the organism in Eukaryota, Metazoa, Chordata, Actinopteri, Batrachoidiformes, Batrachoididae. Gene Ontology annotation, cellular component: cytosol. The annotation marks the transcript as partial. Gene Ontology annotation, molecular function: zinc ion binding; cytidine deaminase activity. The transcript has 4 exons. The record is from RefSeq and is a predicted model, not a curated record.
UUAUUUUCUGCAGAUAAAGUUAAAGAGCUCGUUUCAAAGUGCCUGGAGGCCCGGGACCUGGCAUACUGCCCCUACAGCCGCUUCCCUGUCGGUGCAGCCGUCCUGACGGCAGAUGGCGCUGUAGUUACAGGCUGUAACGUGGAGAACGCCUCCUACGGGCUGACGGUGUGUGCCGAGCGCACGGCCAUCCAGAGGGCCGUGGCUGAAGGUCACCGAGGCUUCCGUGCCCUUUGUGUGACAUGUGAUGUCAGCGACCAGUUUGUUGGUCCGUGUGGAGCGUGCAGACAAGUUCUCCUGGAGUUCGGCUCAGACUGGAUUAUUUACCUGACCAAACCAGACGGAUCUUAUAAAGAAACCAGCCUCCGUGACCUGCUGCCUCUCCCUUUCUCACCAGCUCUCCUGACAAACCAGUGAAGCAACAACACAAACUGAAACCCUCAUAUUCAGCCCACGAGGUGAAGUGUACUACAGCAGUAUUAUUAUGAAUAUUAUCAGUCUUCAAAAUACUAAAUGACAAACAUCUUCUUCUUCUUAAUGUGUGUGAUGUGAUGAUGCCUGAUACACACGACUGAAACAUUAAAGGAGAAACCUGAAUAAACGAGUGGAGAAA